Molecule: messenger RNA, 1633 nt
Organism: Brienomyrus brachyistius
Lineage: Eukaryota; Metazoa; Chordata; Actinopteri; Osteoglossiformes; Mormyridae
Product: E3 ubiquitin-protein ligase pellino homolog 1-like
Exons: 7
Coding region: 226-1611 (461 amino acids)
Biological process (GO): protein K63-linked ubiquitination; regulation of Toll signaling pathway
Molecular function (GO): ubiquitin protein ligase activity; protein binding
Source: RefSeq, a predicted model, not a curated record
UUCAGGGGACGGUCCUCGACUCUUCCCGUGUAAGUGAUGACAGCGGCACGGCAAUGCGGAGGCCGUUCAUUCUUAUGAUACCGCAACCAAGCGUGGCUCACGGGGGGAUUUUAUCAGCGCAGCGCCAAGUCUAUCCGCCGCCGGCCGCUGCAACCGCAUUUUAAAGCGUCUAGACCUCCAUCGGCAGACAUCAGUAGCCGCCUGUCUCUGUUGUGGCCAGUGGGAAUGGUACUAGAGGGCAGCUCAGAGGCCCUGUGCCCCCCUCCCUCGCUGGAGCUCCGUCCGUCCUGCAACAAGGGCCAGCCUUCCCCCACCCUGGGCUCCAGCUCCCAGCCCCACAACGACAUCUACCAGACAGACAAGGAGCAGGUGAAGUACGGGGAGCUCAUCGUGCUGGGGUACAACGGGUCCUUAGCUAAUGGUGACAAAGGCCGCCGGAGAAGCCGUCUGGCUCUUUAUAAGAGACCGAAAGCCAACGGGGUCAAGCCAGAUAUCAUACACAACAUCUCCACUCCCUUGGUGUCUAAGGCUCUAAGCAACAAGAGCCAGCACAGCAUCUCCUACACGCUGUCCAGGAGUCACUCCGUGAUCGUGGAGUACACACAUGACAGCAACACAGACAUGUUUCAGAUCGGACGCUCCACAGAAAGCAUGAUCGACUUCGUGGUGACUGACACGUCGCCCGGCAGCCAGGGGGCCGCGGGGGAGGGGGGACAGUCGGCCCAGAGCACCAUCUCCCGCUACGCCUGCCGCAUCAUGUGCGAGCGCAGCCCCCCCUACACCACUCGCAUCUACGCCGCCGGCUUCGACUCCUCCAAGAACAUCUUCCUGGGGGAGAGGGCGGCCAAAUGGAGGACUUCCGACGGCUUGAUGGACGGCCUGACCACCAACGGGGUGCUGGUGAUGCAUCCGGCUGGGGAGUUCGUCAGCGAGCCGGCGCCGGGCGUGUGGAGGGAGAUCUCGGUGUGUGGGAACGUGUUUGCCCUGAGGGAAACGCGAUCAGCCCAGCAGAGAGGAAAGCUGGUGGAGAACGAGUCGAACACCCUGCAGGAUGGCUCCCUGAUAGACCUGUGUGGGGCCACCCUGCUGUGGCGCACCCCUGGGGGGCUGAGCCGCACCCCCAACCUGAAGCAGCUGGAGUCACUGCGGCAGGAGCUGAACGCGGCACGCCCCCAGUGCCCCGUGGGCUUCAACACGCUAGCCUUCCCCAGCCUGGCCCAGCGCGAGAUCGUCGACAAGAAGCAGCCCUGGGUCUACGUCAACUGCGGCCACGUGCACGGCUACCACAACUGGGGCUUUCGCAAGGAGAAGGCGGGGGGCGGCUCGCUGGCGGCCUCCGGGGACCGCGAGUGCCCCAUGUGCCGGCGGGUGGGGCCCUACGUGCCGCUGUGGCUGGGCUGCGAGGGCGGCCUGUACCUGGACGCAGGCCCCCCCACGCACGCCUUCUGCCCCUGCGGCCAUGUGUGCUCAGAAAAGACAGUGCGGGGCUGGAGCCAGAUUCCGCUGCCUCACGGCACCCACGCCUUCCACACCGCCUGCCCCUUCUGCGGCACCUGGCUCACUGGCGAGCAGGGCCACUGCAAACUCAUCUUCCAGGGCCCCCUCGACUGAGCGGCCCGGGGCAGGGCGGGGG